AUGUGGUCAUCGCAAACAGGAUGGCCAGCUACAGCUCAGUAUAUUCAUACAACCAUACCAGCUCAGAAUGGUACUCUAAAUCCCACGGGACUUAAUCCCGGAUAUCUAGACCCAUCACAAUUCGUCGGAAGUCAAUUCGUCGGAAGUCAACAACGUACGCAAGGAUCAUGCAUGCAUGUACAGACGCCUGGAUUUUUUGUAGAAACCAAAUCAAAUGCCAGAGUGAAGUUAUUACCACAUAUGCGUGUGUUAGGCGUUAAGAUAGAACGCAAUAUUCCCCACAGACCUGUGGUAGAUCCGGACACUGGUACCGUGUACUUUCAAUGUAUCGAUUGCAAUCAAUCUUAUCUAUUCAAAAGACUGACAGAUUUGAAAACCCACAUCCGGCGGUGUCACUCCCUCAAGGAAGACGGAACAGAAACAUCUCACCACGGAAAAUCCAUCUUGCACAGGACACACCAAGACGACAACCACCACCGUGAAACGCAAACGGAGUAUCACGGAUCGACAGACCGGCAUCCUGGAGACCGGCAUCCGGGAGACCGACAACUGGGAGACCGACAACUGGGAGACCGACAACUGGGAGACCGACAACUGGGAGACCGACAACUGGGAGACCGACAACUGGGAGACCGACAACUGGGAGACCGACAACUGGGAGACCGACAACUGGGAGACCGAGUAGCUAGCUACUCAAAACACCCCGGCGACCCGUCAGUGGUAGGCGACUGCGAAACCGGUGGAGCGUCUAACGUAAAAAAUGACAGUCAAAGACGGCGCGAUCUUCGUAAUGACUUUCGGGGCAAUUCUCUCGAUGAGUCGAAACCGACAAGUGACAAGGAGAACUUGUUACGUGCUUUGAAGCGUCGUGACCCCGAGGCUUAUGCGCGUUUGGCUGAGCUACACACCUUGGGACUCAGCGACCAGGAUGCGUUUCAGGAGUUGCUGUCGGUUUGCAGCUCCGAGACUAUUCGGAAGCUGCUCCUCAACGGAACAAUGAAUUUCGGAACAGUGGGCUCCUCGGGCAAGGGCUCUAAGACACUUGAGGUUCGACAUCGAGUGCCCGCUCCAGUCUCUCAACCUGGCUUGCCGCAUAGUGCUUUACCCCGGAGUGCCUUGCCAAACAGUGCGUUACUCCCGCAGAAAGUACCUCCUGCCUCGUUAAGCAAGCCAGGGAGCCGCCUUCCCCGAUCGUUGCCGGGACCGCGUUCGGGCAGCAGAGUACACGCGCCCAAGAACGCCCAAGUACUGGAAAACCGAGAGCUGGUUCGAGCGUGCGACGCUGAAGGACAUGUCGCGGGCCCGUACGGCACGAAUGGGAGGAGCCAGCGCGGCGAGAAGGACCGGAGUUUUACAUCGAGCUGCCUCGCGCCGGCAGGACAAGUUACUGAGGAGUGCAACACCGGGUACAGUGGUGGUUUGCCGGAUGAGAAGGUGGAGGAUGGCGAAGGGAGUAGGGCGGAUGGGGAGAGGGGUCCGGCCGAGGACCAGGAGGAGAACUUGAUGUGCUCCGGUCUCGAUGAGCUUCCUCCGCAUGUUCCAGAAACAGGAUGUUUUCUGGACAUGCCUGCGGAGGGUACAGAGCAAGUGGCCCCGACCUCAGGGACCGCCACAGAAGCCGUUGCGGGAGCGGAGGUCAAGCGGGUGUCUGCGGCGCUAUGUGCCGCCGCGUGCGACAGGUUUCCGAGCGCGACUGAUGAAUGGUUCGAAGUCAACAGUCCGACCGACGCCACUUUCGACCAAGACACCGCCACGGCACCUCGCAACCCCGCACCUCGCCAACCGCUACGGGACCCGCUACGGGACGAUUUUACACCCUCUUCCGAGAUCAAGGCCCCCGUACCAGCCAACCGCCUCCCGGUGGCCCGCGUUUCUGCGGAGCAGGUACCGCGCGGUCUUCCCAGUGAGACGCGGCCCAGGGAGGAAGAUCCCAGGGAGGAAGAUCCCAGGGAGAAAGAUCCCAGCGGCAAGUCCCUCCAGGAACACCGGGAUCAUGUCGACCAGUUGCUGCGCAACAUCAGCAAAACGCAGAGCUGGGUAGACCUGACUAAUAAACCUGGGCACGCCUCCGAGACCAACGCCUCAGGGACCAACGCAUCCGAGAGCAACGCCUCAGGGACCAACGCAUCCGAGAGCACUAACUCGGAGGUCGUUUUAAACCGAAGGAAGAAGGCGGUGUCUCGUCAACAGACAAUCGAAGCUCGCUACGAUAUUUUCGAGAGUAAUCAAGACGUCCUCAACAGGAUGCGUAUUGCGAGUACGCUGGAUGUUGCGAGUACCCUGGAUGUUUCGAGCACGCUGGAUGUUUCGGCUAGGCAACACACGUUGAGGAACCCUGACUGCUCGGACAGGCACGCCGCCACGGGUCGAGAUAGCCCGAUGCGUCGUCCAGAUGGCAGUGGCAGUUGGAUCCUGGACGGUCAUGAAUCGGAGCUGGUGAUGCUACCGUGUGCGUCGAUUCCACAUUUCAAAGGGCCUGAUGCAGACGUGAUUUCGCAACGCAAUACCGCCGCCUUUCAGACCGAGGAACACGCGGAACGGAACACGUCCCAAACAAUCGUUCCUCUGGAUGGUGUGACCCAUAAUGAAGCGACCCAUCAGUUUGAGAGCAAACACGAGGGUAUGUUAACCAGGGACCUUUCUCUGAUAAGUACACAGCUGCCGGAAAGCGUUGUGUUCAGUCAAGAUUCCUCGCAUUGCAGGAGCGACCCGAACCGGAGCGACCCCAAGCGGAGCGACCACGACAGAAGCUCUGACCACGACAGAAGCUCUGACCACGACAGAAGCUCUGACCACGAGCGAAGCUCUGACCACGAUCGAAGCUCUGACCACGACCGAAGCUCUGGCCACGACCGAAGCUCUGACCACGAUCGAAGCUCUGACGCCGUGAGGGCCCUCGAAAUGGUAGCGCCUGAGGAGUAUGGUCAGCAAGCUGCAACUGGCGACGCCUCGCAGAGACAAGCAAGUCGUCCCGGAACAAGAGUCGCUGAAGACUCGUCAGGGUUUGACUCUCGUGGGAGACCACUCAUGAGCAGUGGACCCCUGGGGCUGGAGGAGCUAUCAUUGAUGUGCAGAAGGACGACAGAGGAAGUGCUAGACACAAUCGUGUCGCAGGUGGUGGCUCGCAUAAGCACCGCAGAGACUCUACCCACUGCGGCUACGUCCACUGCGACUACGACCAUUGCGGCCAAAAGCGCAAGACCAAGAACGGCCAAGGCGACAAAAACAAGCUCUAUAAGGGUUGUGAAGGGAACCCAAAAGGACAGCUGGUCUGAGCCGAUCUUCCUGCCUUUCCACGAACGCAGAGUCAAGGAGUCUAGCACCCAAUGUGCCGUGGCUGCCCUACGAGUCGAUGUCGGGAUUAUGACAGAGAACGCCGGCGUGGUGGACAGCGCGGGGGACCAGGAGACUGGGGCAAUGGGGAAGCAGGAGAUUGGGGCAAUGACCGACGCAGCAGCUGGUUUCUGCGAGCACUGCGGGCGUGCAGCCGCCAGUCCCAACCUGAUCAGCCGUCAAGACGGACCCCGGGAUACUGAAUCUCGAGAUACUGGACGCCGGGAUACUGAACCCCGAGACACUGAAGCGAACAAGAGUGCUGAACCCCAGGAGACUGACCAACCGAACAAAAGUGCGCUACCGAGCACAUGUGCGCGACCGAGCAAGAGUGCGCGGACGAGCCGGAGUGUGCGGUCAAGCAGGUAUGCACAACCCGCAUCCUCGGGGCGCAAGCCACUUUCGACGCCGCGGAAGGCUCUGGUGGUGGUCUCGGGGAGUCAGGGACCGGGGAAACAGGCGUCGGGAAAGACCGUCGCGAAGGGAGCGGUGGCCAAGAUUCAGAAGACGCGACCGAGGGAGGGACGCAGAACUCGGGGCGUGCGAGUCACCGUCCGUGAACCGGCGACGUCGGAAGCAGACGACGACGAAAGCGAAGAUGCGGUGGAGAAUGAUACCUCACGACCAAGUCAAAAAUCGGGUCAAAAAUCGCGCCAAAAAUCGGAUCCAGACCAGAGCGGCGUUGGCUCCGGUGGACACUCGCCGGCUGGUCUGCAACGAGCCUGGAGUCGCCAUCAGACAGACCGGCGAAAUGGUCUAGCUAGCAAUAAGGCCACUUGCGGAGCAAUAAGGCCACUUGCGGAGCAAUAA
Gregarina niphandrodes is the source of this 4143-nucleotide messenger RNA. RefSeq lists its product as hypothetical. The transcript is spliced from 2 exons. NCBI's taxonomy places the organism in Eukaryota, Apicomplexa, Conoidasida, Eugregarinorida, Gregarinidae. The record is from RefSeq and is a predicted model, not a curated record. Bases 1 to 4143 code for a protein of 1380 amino acids.